Messenger RNA from Ipomoea triloba (trilobed morning glory), 1257 nucleotides. RefSeq names its product carbonyl reductase [NADPH] 1-like. The coding region runs from base 184 to 1113 and encodes 309 amino acids. The record is from RefSeq and is a predicted model, not a curated record. Gene Ontology annotation, molecular function: oxidoreductase activity, acting on the CH-OH group of donors, NAD or NADP as acceptor. NCBI's taxonomy places the organism in Eukaryota, Viridiplantae, Streptophyta, Magnoliopsida, Solanales, Convolvulaceae. The transcript has 4 exons. Gene Ontology annotation, cellular component: membrane.
UCCAAAUAUACCGCAAGAAGAAACUGUUUCUGUUAUGUUGCGGACGGCAUACCCAGCCAUUCUCUUUCUCUCCCUCCCAAUUCUCAGAAAGAAAAAAUAGAGACAAGAAAAAUGGAGGAAAUAUCUUACAGAAGCUGAGGCAUUAUAUUAUACGGAGUAGAUGAACAGAAAAGGUCGGAAAUUAUGGAUAAAAAAGAGAAGGCAAAGGAGAAAAGAGAGAAGAGGCGCCAAGAGAUUUCUCUUCUCCGUACCAUUCCCUACUCAGAUCACCAAAGAUGGUGGACAUCUGACACAAUUGCUGUGGUGACUGGUGCGAAUAGAGGAAUUGGAUUUGAGAUUGCGCACCAACUUGGAAUGCAUGGGUUGACAGUAGUUGUUACUUCACGAGAGACAGGUGUUGGGGAAGAAGCGGUGAAAGUCAUGCAGGAAGGAGGUCUUAAUGUGGCAUUCCAUCAACUAGAUAUUGUGGAUCCUUCAUCACUAAAAUCAUUUUCUGAAUGGUUAAAAGAGACAUACGGGGGUUUAGAUAUACUGAUAAACAAUGCAGGGGUGAAUUUCAAUGUCGGCACAAGUAACUCUGUAGAGAAUGCAGAAACCGUUAUCAAGACAAACUAUUAUGGAACCAAAAACAUGACCAAAACUAUGAUUCCGUUAAUGAGAUCAACAGCUGCUGGUGGUCAUAUUGUUAGUGUGACAUCACGGUUAGGAAGACUAAGUAAACUUCAAAAUGAUGAAUUGAGAAAAAAACUGGAGGAUGUAGACAAAUUAUCAGAGGAAUUGAUUGAUCAGACUGUGGAGUCAUUUUUAAAACAAGUAAAAGAAGGGACUUGGGAAUCUGGUGGAUGGCCUCAAACUUUUACCGACUACUCAGUGUCAAAACUUGCAGUUAAUGCUUUCACUAGACUAAUGGCACGGGAACUUUCAGACCGUCCAGAUGGUCAAAAAAUCUAUAUAAACUGCUAUUGCCCAGGUUGGGUCAAGACUGCCUUGACUGGUUGGGCGGGGAGUAUUUCUCCCGAAGAAGCAGCUGAUACUCCAGUCUGGCUGUCGCUGAUCCCCGACAAGUUUGUAACUGGUAAGUUUUUCGCUGAGAGGCGAGAGAUAAACUUCUAACUAAGGCUGUGAAGACUGAUUAUAGAUUCAAUAUCAGUGAAACCGUCUGCCACUACAGAAACAAAAUCUUUUUUCUGAUCUACAUUGUAUCACUUACAUACUCAUGAGAGAUUUAAGAAAAUGUCUGUUUUGUAGCUUUAGUCA